CAUUAAAAGCAAAAUCAUUAAUGGCAGGAUUUUUUUUGUUCUAUCAAGUGCUGAUGAUGAUGGUUAUUGUUGUUGUUUUAUGUUUAUUGUCAUUUGCAUACGCCACAUCAUCAUCAACAACAACAGCAACAUCAUUGGUGGAUGGUAAUCAAUUUUUUUUACCAUCCCAUCAUUAUGAUUUAAUACAACAUUCGACAACUCCAUUUACAUCAUCUACUGAUUGUGAUCAAGUAUUCAUUAGCAAAACGCUCAAUAUAACAAAUGGAACAUAUAAUGGUACAUUUGUUGGACCAUCAUUUAGGAUACCGAUGCCAGCAACAACUGUUUCUUCAAGUAUUAUUUCAUCAUCAUCAUCAAAUACUAGUGAUCAAUCGACAGCAGUGAAUCCAUCAUCAGAUAAUGAAUCGAAUUUAAAUCGUUAUACAAGACAAUGUAUCUAUACAUUUAUUGCCGGACCAAAUGAACGUGUACGAGUUUCAUUCACUAAAUUUAGUCCUCGUUCUGAAUUGCCCGAAUGCCUAGAUGAAUAUGUUGAUGUUUAUGCUGAAUUAAAGAAUCCAGAUACGGAUCUAUUAAGUACACCAUUUGGUGGUCGUUACUGUGAUCUAGUCAUACCACAUGAUCGCAUUUCAUUAUUUCAAACAAUUGUGAUCAGUUUCUAUACAGCUAAACUAACCGAUGGUUCAAUAUUAAAUGGUAGCGAUAUAUUCGAGGGUACAUAUCAGUUUAUCAAUGCCGCACCAUAUGUGGCUGGAACUCCUAUGCCCAAUGAAAUAUGUAGCUAUACAAUCCAUAGUGAAGCACGACGUGAAGGCGAAUUUAUGACUCCAACAUAUCCGGGUGUUUAUCCAAAAAAUAUUACCUGUUAUUAUCUAUUCAAAGGUGUUAAAGGACAACGUGUGAAAUUGGAAUUUAUGGAUUUUGAUCUAUUCUAUGGUGGACCACAUUGUCCUUAUGAUUAUGUUAAAAUAUUUGAUGGUGAAACAACACGAUCACCAUUGAUUAAUAUAUAUUGUGGUCAACAACGACAAUUAUUUGUAUUUUCAUCCGGAAUCAAUCUAUUAGUACAAUUUACAACGCUCAAACGAAUAUCAUCGGUAAAUCAGAAUCGUGGAUUUUCCGGUUAUUAUGAAUUUUCUGAAAAAUUUGUCAAUCUUGGAUUCAUUUUAAACAAUGAAAAUAGUGAACAUAUUCGUGGAACAGAAUGUGAUCAGAAAAUAUUUAGUCGUAAAGAAUCGAAUGGAACAAUUUAUGCACCAAAUUAUCCAUUUUUAUAUCAUUCAAAUAUAAUGUGCAAAUAUUUUCUAUACGGAUUACAGGAUGCUCAAAAUUUAGAACGUAUUAAUUUUCAUUUUGAAAUGUUGCAAAUACCUACUAAAGAUGUUAACGAGUAUGUUUUUUUUGUAUCAUUCAUUUUAAAUCAAUCAAUCAAUCAAUUUAAUAUGAUUGCUGAUUUUGUUAACUAUUUUUAUUUUAGAUGUACUGAUGCAUAUGUUCGACUAUAUACACAGCUACAAGCUAUGGAUGAAUUUGAUUAUGUUUUUUGUGGUGAAACAAUACCACCACCAGUUGUAUCGGAUGGACCAUUAUUAUUAGUUGUAUUUAAUUCUGGUUCAACUCAAGGACAAGGUUUUAAAGCACAUUAUUGGUUUGAAACGGAUUAUAAAAUAAUGGGAACACAAGCAUCACCUGGUCAAUGUCAUUUUUCAUAUGUAAGCAGCGGUAGUAAAUCCGGUGAAUUUAAUUCACCUCGACAUCCAUCCAAUUAUCCAUCAAAUACGUAUUGUAUAUUUGAAUUUUUCGGUGAACCAGAUGAACAGGUCAAAGUUGUUUUCAAUCAAUUUAAAUUCAGUGAUGCUGAAGUUGCAUCAUUGAGUAUUCCUGGUUAUAAUGAAAAAUGUACACAUGAUUGGCUUGAAGUAUACAGUGUUGAUAGUGGAACUGGUCGUGAACAAUUCUAUGGACGUUAUUGUGGAUUUACAGCACCGGGACCAAUUCUAACCGAAACCGGUGUUAGUCAAAUUAAAGUGAUUAUGAAUACCGAUGAAAAUGAAGUGUCCAGCGGUUUUAGCGCUACCUAUAAAUUUGAUAGAGCUUCCGAUCGUGUACAAGAUUGUGGAGGAAAUUUUACAAAUUUGGAAAAUGGUAUCAUUCAAACACCUAAUUAUCCUAAUAAUUAUCCAGCUGCAAUGCAAGUUUGCAAUUGGUUUAUAACAGUUCGUCCUGGAUCCAAAGUUCUAUUAUAUUUUGAUGAAUUUUCCGUAGAAGGUGAUCCACCAAGUCGUGGUUGUCCUGGUGCUAUUGUUCGUGUAUGGCCAAAUUUAAAUCAAAAACCAAUUGAAUUAUGUGGUGAAAAAUUAAAUCGACGAGAUAAACAAUACAUUUCUGAAAAUAAUGUAAUUCGUAUCACAUUUUUAACCGCACAAAAAGCUGUUGGAGCAUUAGGAUUUUCAGCCAUUUGGACCGAAAUAGAUAUGCCAUCCGAUAAUAAUAAUGACGUGCGAAUAAAAAAUGUGACAACCUAUGGUCCUUGUACGCCAACAACAAAUCAACAGCAACAACAUCAAGAGCUUCAACAACUAACAUCACCCUCACCAUUAUCAUCAUCAUCAUCAUUGGAAAUUUCAGUCAACGCUUUGCCAUAUCAGUGUCAAAAACAUGGUUAUUGUAUUUCAGGAAAACUUCAUUGUAAUGGCAUACAAAAUUGUGGUUUUGAUGAUGAUUCCGAUGAAAAUGAUUGUAUUCAUGAAGUUAAAAUCAAUAUUGUCGAAUUAGUUGGAGGUAUGACCGGAAUGUUGAUGUUCAUAUUUUUUGCCGUCGGUAUUAUCUGUUUGACUAUCAUAUUGAUCAUCAAUUGGUAUAGACGAUCAUCCGGUGAUGAGAAAAAUGUUAGCCAUAUCAUUGAUAAGACUUGUCAACAUUAUUUUGCUCAUCCAACUACACCUGAUUAUUCUACUUAUUAUCAAUCGGAUAUGACGGCAACAAUGGGAAUUGGUACUCCACAUCGAUUAAUUGAUGUAAUGACAGUAUCAUCAUCAUCGACUACCCCUGGCGCAACUGGAACUGGUACUGGUGGUGCUGUUGCCAGUCAUCAUCAAACAAUGAAAAAUGUUCGUUGGCCAUCAGUAUCGAAUAGUGCCGAUUCUGGACAUGUUACUACGGCUGUUACUGGUGAACAGUCAGAUACUAUGUUUAUGGAUACAAUCAACACAACAAAUACAACCACAAAUGAACCGUUAGGAGCUUCAAAUUCACCACCCAUUCCACCACCACCACCACCUCCAAUAAAUCGUUCCCUAUUAAAUUUACGUCAAUCGUCGUUGAUUAAUUGUAAACAAUAUGGAGAUAACACUAUAUCAAAUCCAACUUCAAACACACAUUGUGGUACAUUCAAAUCAGAUGCUAAUCCUACUGGCCAUCAUCAUGCUCAUUAUCAAUCAUCAACAUUAGCACGUAGUAAUUUUGCUUCAUCAACAAAUAGCAGUAAUAAUAAUCGAUCAUCAAUGGCUAUGACGAUUAAUCGAUCAUUAAGUAGACAAACAGAUUCACGUACAUCAACAUUUAAAUCUAUUGCCAAUAAUGCCCCAUAUACGCCCUAUUGUACAUUACCUAAUGAUUGCAAUAGUAAACUAUCAGCACAACAACAACAACACUGCCCAUCACAAUCACCGAUAACGAAUAACAAUAACCAUUUAAUAUCAUCUUUACAUCAUCAUCAUCAUCAUCAUAAUACAUCGUCCGGUAAUGCACAUCAGAUUGAAUCAAUAUUACCACCGAUGGAUAGUAUGGAUAGUGGCUGUGGAGCUGGACAAUUAUUAUCACGAGCUACCAGAACCACCAUUGAUGAUGAUGAUGUUGACGACGAUGUAAUGAAUGAUAAUGAUCAUGAUGCUAAUGAUAAUGGUAUUGAUGGUGAUGAUGAUACUAUGAACAAUAAUAUGAUGCUUUUGAUGGAUGUUGACAAUAGUAGCCUUUUGGGUAAUAAACAAUCAGAAGAUACUAUAGGGAAUGAUGAUUAUCUUUUAAUGACCGAUCAUGAAGAACGAGCAUUACUUCGAUCAUUAAAUAAUCAUAAUAAAAGUGACACACUAACAACCAACGGUGAAGAAAGUGAUUCAAUACAAUUGGAUCAUUCAAUACAUGAAACAACACAACCAUCAAUGGUAUCAAGCUUACGCAAAUAUCAAAUAUCACGUCUACAGAAUACCGGUAAGAUUUUAUCUACGUCAUCAUCAGAAUCAAAACAACCACAACAACAAUCAUCAUCAUCAUCAACAUGGCAUCAUAAUCAAUCGGAUGUAUUUGCCACUCCCAAUACAAACUAUCUACAUCAUCAUCAACAACAUGAACAACAUGGCCAUCAUCCUCAUCAACAUCACCAAAAUCCUCCUCAUCAUCAUCAUCAUCAUCAUUCUUCUUUGAUUGUAGAUGAUUAGGAUUUAUGUUCAUUUUGUCUAUUUGUUUUUUAUUUUUUUUUCUUUUGUUGAUAGCCAUCAUCAAAUAUAACUUGAAACACCAAUUGUCCAUUUUAUUAUCCAUUCUAUCCUUAACCAAUUCAUAUUUUCCAAU
This is a messenger RNA of Dermatophagoides pteronyssinus (European house dust mite), 4569 nucleotides long. RefSeq lists its product as uncharacterized. The record is from RefSeq and is a predicted model, not a curated record. Gene Ontology annotation, molecular function: protein binding. Gene Ontology annotation, cellular component: plasma membrane. Lineage: Eukaryota; Metazoa; Arthropoda; Arachnida; Sarcoptiformes; Pyroglyphidae.